Messenger RNA from Aspergillus ibericus CBS 121593, 2164 nucleotides. RefSeq lists its product as uncharacterized. The transcript is spliced from 4 exons. The coding region runs from base 87 to 2009 and encodes 640 amino acids. Gene Ontology annotation, biological process: protein deubiquitination. The record is from RefSeq and is a predicted model, not a curated record. Gene Ontology annotation, cellular component: cytosol; nucleus. NCBI's taxonomy places the organism in Eukaryota, Fungi, Ascomycota, Eurotiomycetes, Eurotiales, Aspergillaceae.
GGUUUUGCGUCUUCUAGGCUAACUCCCCAGAUGCCAACAAAGGUCUUACUUUAGCCGAACAAGAGGAGCGUGAGUUACAGCAAGCCAUGGCUAUGUCUUUGAACCAAAACCUUGGACAACAGGAGACGGGCGUUACAACGAAUGAAGCGAAAUUUGCCCGGGCUACCCGUGACCAUUAUGAUGAAGGCGCUUGGGCAAUGACGCUGUUCGACUCCAGCGCUCGCGAGAUCAUCAUUAGUCCCGAUCCAGCAGACCGUAGGAGACGGCAAGAUGAGCCAGCUUUCAUUCGUCCGGCCCAAGACAACAUGUACCUGGGUGGGCUAUUAACAAUCCUCCAUUCUAUUCCUCUGGCGCGGGAAGCUUUUAUGUUAAGGAACCGUCUUCUUCCGGAUUAUGGCCAUGACUCACAGUGGUGGAACGGACAACCGAUUAACCUUCCCAAGGUAGUUACCAUCCACGACGCGCAGGACGGUGAUACUGAGUGGGAUGAUAUAAUCUAUGAAGUUCAGCGGAUAACCGCAUUCUUGGACUCUACAGACCGCGCUUUUGGUAGCGUUGAUGCGUUGGCAAGUCUGAAAAGCAUGGCCAGUUACGACUCGGAAGGCAGCGCCGGCAGAUUUUUGGAAUCCUGGCAAAACGCUGCAAUCCGAGCGGACCCCGACAAUCAGUUGGCAUCAGUCUUUUCAUCAACUGCCUACAAACGGCCUCUUUCGAUAUAUGACACGCCGUUGGAUAAGGAAUUCUUUCUGCUGGAUGCAUUUGUAGAGCACGACCAUGGUCAAACUCUUUACGAUGUUCUAGAUCGCACCAUGUGGUCCGAUAGACCGGGUGAAGACCUCGACGAUGUAUGGCUGGAACAUGUCGCAGAGGUCUUUACAAUCAAGCUGGAAGGGAAUGAUAAACCCGUCGAUGUGAAAAUCCCCGCAGUUUUCUACCCUGAUCGAUAUCUCUCAGCCAGUCGAGAUCUGGCGCGCGAAUUCCGUGCACAGAGGCUCCAGGUUCAUGAGAAGAUCUUCAAGCUAGAGAGUUUGAUAAACCGCUUCUCGAUCUCCAAAUCGGUCAUUCACAAAGGAACGACCUCCAGCGAGAUCCUGGAGAAAGCUGCUGCUGCUGUCUCCUUGACGCUUCCCAAGAGCCUGUCCAACGAUACGACAGCUUUCACACCCGAUUCAGCCAAUGCAGAGGCACAGAGACUAGCAAACGAACUGCGAGCAAUAUCUAAUAAAAUAGAAACCAAGCUCAAAGAACUGGAGGCCAAGAAACAAGAUGCUUUGGAAAGUCUUCGAGGCUACUCCAAAAUCCUCACUGAAGCCUCUUCGUCUUCUUCCAGCGAAUCACCACAUCACAAGUACACAUUGCGCGGCGUGUGCACCGAGCCUCAUGUGACCUACGUCUUAAGGCGUCGUUUGCCCGACGGCUCCACAAACGGAUUCGAAUCCACGACAACCGACGAGUACCAAUGGUGGCGCAUCAGCUUUUCAACAGACGAUGCAAAGAAUCGACAAGCCGAGGAAAAUCAAGAAAGCAAUGCUGCUUUACACAACUCGGAUGUCAUCGGGUACACUGCACGCAAGGUCAGGGAGGUUGAGGUUCUUCGGGCGGCCCGCGAAGAGUCUAAGAAUGUCUUGCUUGUCUACGCCAAUAGCAAUGCAGUGGACUUUUCGGGAGAGCCAGCCCCCCGCCAACUUCAAGAAUUCGUACACACAGACAACCAAGCAUUCGAGGCUGAAUGUGAGGAAGCAGGAGGUACCAAGAUUCAGACCGACCGCCAAAACCCUGCAUUGAGCGCUUCUGAACCGCUGGAUCAACAACAGGAUCGUGCGACACAGAACGUGAAUGUGUUUGACUACCAGGUUCCAUCCUUUGAUGAGGGGUUGGGCCGGGGACAGGAGAUGGAAGAAAGAAGUGGACGUCCUUUGCUCAGCCGAAGCAGCACAGCUGGACCUGUGCAACCUUCGCAGAGUGACGAUGCGAUGUGGGACCAGGUCGACGAAGAGAAGGCGACAUGAGACUUCGGAUUGGGGCCUCGACCCGUAAUUACGGUCAUGUAGAUAGAUACCAACGCUUCCGAUCUAGAUCCUCCCCUGACUAUUUAGAAGGCAUGAAAUGAGAACGAAACUAAGUUGACGAGCGGAUUAGGAUCAACAGGGUUCUGUUUGACCAU